CAAACGGGAUCUGAUGCCCGCGAUCCAAUGGCCGUUCGGAAUGUGCCACUCGAUUGGAUCAGACUCUCGCGCUGUGCGACGAGGCUUUCGAACGUGUCUGCCGAGCAGCUCUAAACAGAGAAACUUUACAGGACUCGGAUAUUUUCGAAGGCCGGUUUUUAAAACUGCAAUAUUAUCUUCAUUUCCGCAUCCCGUUCUAAUGGUAAAUACUAGUUUUCUCGAAGAUCGAGAGAUUACUGUAAAAAAAAACGUGUAUACGUUCCGCACGAGUUUUCUACGUUGCUAACAGUUUGUAUUUUGCGGUGACGCCAAAGUGCUCUAGAGCGAGCGAGAAAAUUUUCUCUUCUUGAAACCAACUAAUAUUUUACGACGUACAUUGUCCGAUAGGAGGGAUUGUACAUUUCGAUUCUUUUAAUCUAACCUAUACAAUUUCCUUCCUGUCGUACGCUCUCGUCGCUCGACUCGUCGAAAAUGAGUUCUCACGGAAAAGCAGAGACCGACAGGCUCAGAAAGAAUUUGGAGGAACAGUUGGAUCGACUUGUGCAGCAGUUGGAAGAUCUGGAAGACUGCAGGGUUACUCUAGAUGAGACGGAUUAUCAGGAAUGUAAGGAGGACACUAUGGAGCAACUCCGUGAAUUUAACGAGAGCCUGCAAAGAAUGAUAUCUGGAAAUAUGACUCUAGUCGAUGAACUUGGAGCGAUGCAACUGGCAACCCAAGCAGCUAUCAGCGCAGCCUUCCAGACCCCAGCUGUGAUAAGAAUGUUUGGUAAGCGAGAACCUGCUGGACUCAAGGAACGCCUCUCGCAAAUAGACCGAGACGUUAAACUAGGCAAAUUGAACAAAGAAGCCGCGGAUCGCCAACGGGGAGAGAUAUUGAGCGCUUUGAGGCAACUUGGAGAAAAGUUGGAACCGUCCGAAUUACAGUUGCUGGAACGAUUAUCUUUAAAUGCUAUAGAUACCACUGGAUAUGUGCAAGUUACCGAAACGGCAGGAAAAGGUAAAAUGGCCCUAGAUGUAGUCGGCAGGGAAGUCAAAGCUACACAAGAGACUUGAACAUGAUCAUUAGUAAUCGUUGCAACGAUAUCUUUUAUUCGUCACUACGUUUCUUCAACUUUAGUCAAGGAUCUUUCCUAUUGAACGGCUUAUAUUCAUACAAUGUGCCCUUAUACUACGUUUUUUUAAGUUUUCACAACUCGAAAUUUUAACUUAAGUUCAAUUUGCCAUUAGCAAGCUAAAUCGUUGCUGCAAAUAAAAAUGUGACUGUGCAAUUAAAUUGUUUCCUAUGGAGUUUUGCUGUAAUGUAGCAGCAAUGCCAUAAUAAUAUGAGUGUUUGAUAGAUAAGUCUCUAUUAUAGGAAUUUUAGGUACAAAUAUAAAUAAGUAAUCAAAAAUAUAAAUAAUAAGAAAUGUAUCGUACAUAACUUUUAUGCAAUUACUUUCAGUAUAUAAACGUGAAUAAUUUUAUUUUAUUAAAAUAUUUACCGCAUACAGUGCAACAGCUAUAUCAAAUGAGAUUUUGUAGUGUGCGUUAGAUACAACAUAUACAUAUAUAUAAAGGCAUCUUGUAUAUUGUUCAGAAGAUUGUUACAUAAAUCAUGAAAUAAAUAUAUUGAUGUUUCUGUGC
This is a messenger RNA of Vollenhovia emeryi, 1623 nucleotides long. RefSeq names its product protein LZIC-like. NCBI's taxonomy places the organism in Eukaryota, Metazoa, Arthropoda, Insecta, Hymenoptera, Formicidae. Bases 472 to 1053 code for a protein of 193 amino acids. The record is from RefSeq and is a predicted model, not a curated record. Gene Ontology annotation, molecular function: beta-catenin binding. The transcript is spliced from 3 exons.